Molecule: messenger RNA, 2517 nt
Organism: Arabis nemorensis
Lineage: Eukaryota; Viridiplantae; Streptophyta; Magnoliopsida; Brassicales; Brassicaceae
Source: the annotation of a GenBank genome assembly
AUGGUCUCUAUAACCCUCUCUCCUUGUUUCUACUGUUUUUCCGGUGACCAUUUGACUGAUCUUGUUUGUGCCGAUGUAUGUGUUUUGCAGUCAGUUCGAGGAGGAAGAGAGAGGAUGAUGAAAGAAGACAAAGGAAGGAAUCCACCGUCACGACAUCUCUGGGUCGGUAACCUUACUUAUGGUAUAUCUGAACGAGAACUAGCCGACGAGUUCAUAAGGUUCGGUGAAUUGGAGAGUUUGGCGUUUCAGCCUUCACGAAGCUACGCGUUUAUCAACUUUCAACACGAAGAGGAUGCUUUCGCUGCUAUUGAGUCGCUUCAAGGUUUCCCACUCGCUGGCAAUCCGCUUAGGAUCGAGUUUGCAAAGGCGGAUAAGUCAUCGGCUGGAUCACGCACAGAAGAUAUAUAUCGUCACGAUGAACAGCGGCCUGCAGCAAGAGGGUCACCAUUUGUCCAAAAAGACUCCAGAAUGCGUUUUGAGAGCCCAGACACAUAUAGCAAAUCAAAAAUGAGUGAUAGAAAUGCAGAGCCCAGUGAGGUACUAUAUAUAGGAUUUCCGGCUUCGAUGAAAGUAGAUGAUGUGCUCUUAAGGGAAGUCUUUUCUCCAUUCGGAGAAAUAACGAAGGUCACGGUAUUCCCUGGUCGCAGUUAUGCAUUUGUUCAAUUCCGGAACCUGAUGGCAGCUUGUAAUGCAAAAGAAACUCUUCAGGGAAAAUUAUUUGGCAAUCCUCGAGUGCAUAUUUCUUUUGCAAAGAGUGAACCUUCCUCAUCUAACAGUGGAAGGGGUCCGUCCAGUCGAUCUCGCUCUCCACCUUACAGAUCUGUUGAUCGACUAGGAUCUUCAGAAGGUUAUCAUCAGGAUAGAAAUUAUGGAAGCAUCAGCAGAAAUCCCAGUGCGAGGGACCAACAUUACAUAGCAGAUCGGGAUUUGGAAGAUUCUGAAGAUUACAUGUUUAACAGGAGAGGAGCUUCGAGGAGUGAUGGAGGCCCUGCAUAUGGAAGGUUGAGGUCUGCACAUAAAUUGCCUCAGGAUAUGCAUGAAUAUCGGGAUAGUCCUAGGGAAAUGGGUUCGUCAUUCCGUGAUGAUCCUCACAGAUUCCCUUCAAGGAGCUCAUUGUAUGAAGAGCCAUGGGGUUUACCCGAAGAAGACUACUACUACCAGGAAAGCAAGAGACUGAAGACAAGAUCCGUGCAGCCUGAGAGACAGCUCCCAGGACAUCCGUAUUCUGGUAUAGAGCUAGAAAGACGCUCUUUUUCAAGAGCAUCUGCUGAUUUUUCCCCAAAAGAGCGGAACUAUGAGGCUGGACAGCUAAGAUACAAGGAAUCGGUUGAGCAGCCAUUGAAUCUGGCUACAAGGAACGGGGAAAGGAGUAGCUUACGAGAACCACAUGACGAGUUACUGGGUGGUUAUUCUCUGCCAUCAAUUGUCCCUGAAAGAAAAAGGUACACCCCUGAACUGAAGCGACCGUCACUAAAAGACUGGAACUGGGAAGGGACUAUUGCGAAGGGAGGCAAUCCCAUUUGUCGUGCUAAAUGCUUUCCCGUUGGCAAAGUGAUGGACAUGAUGCUGCCUGAGUUUCUAGAUUGCACAGCAAGAACUGGUUUAGACAUGUUGGCGAAGCAUUAUUACCAAUCAUCUGAAGCGUGGGUGGUUUUCUUUGUUCCUGGAAGUGAUGCUGAUAUUGGGUUCUACAACGAAUUCAUGCAUUAUCUGGAGGAGAAGCAACGGGCAGCUGUUUCUAAAUUGGAUUACACAACAACGUUGUUCCUCGUGCCUCCAUCUGAUUUCUCCGAAAAAGUACUUAAAGUUCCUGGGAAACUAAGCAUCUCUGGGGUUAUUCUACGAUUAGAACACGGUGGUUCUGGAUCUGGGCCUGUUCAACAGCAAGGUGAGAGAAAAGAUCAAGACUUGUUAACCUAUUAUGGUGAGACACCGUAUUCAGAGGCUGGCGGAGCUUUUCCUGAUGUUGGAAACCCACGUAUUCCAGGUCCACCAACAUUAUUGCGUAGUGCUGCUCGAGAUGUUCCAACUGCUCAUAUGGAUCCAUACAUUGAGAGCAAGCAUGAGCAGUUGAGUCACCGGUAUUCUGGAAUGGAGUGGCCACCUCGUGAUUUGUCAGUUACCAACAGCAGAAGUUCACAGAUGCAGCCCUUCACAGAUCAUACUGUCCAAGAUCAUGGCGGGUUUGUUCCUGGGAAUCAGCCAAAUGCAGAUCUAAGUCGUUAUCAUGAAACAGAACAGCUUACACAUUUAGCUUCCUCUCUGUCCAGACACCAAAAGCAAGUAGAUAACUUUCCAAAUCAGCCACAAGAGGCUCGAGCAAGUUUCAGCCAUUUGCAGCACGUGCAGACACCAAGCAUACCUCAAUUAGUAUCACAAGGGAAUCAAAAUGUACAGCUACAAGGUAGCAACAGCCAAGAAGAUGAAGAAACUGAGGCUAAUCCAGAGAAGCGCCUGCAAGCAACGUUACAGCUAGCAGCAGCACUUCUCCAGCAGAUUCAACAUACUAAAAACUAG